AUAGCUAGGUGACAAAGAUAUCUUGAUUAAUUAGCGUAUUUAAUCGUUGAUUAAAUUCAUCGGGAUUUAGUUAAAAUUGUUCUGAAUUAUUAAAAUUGAAUUAGAACUCAAUCAUUCAGAACCACUGAGGAUUGAAGGUUAAGUUAUAUUAGAUUGGUCGAUUUUUCCAUUUUAAAUUUUCACUCCUUAAGCCCCCAAGUAUAGUCCAGGUCUGUGUGAACAGAUCUUUAGCCAAUUGAGUUUGCGCGACGGCCGACGCUCACCCUGAUCGCGAUCUCGUUGUUUUUGUUAUGAAAACGAUCAGCUGUGAGAAGGUUCCGAGGAUUUUCGUCGUACCGGCUAUCCGUUCGCGGCGAGGCGAGUUUCGGACAGAACGGUCAGAAGUGGCGGCGACGACGACGGAACGGUGACAUUUCAUCUUCCGUGCGCGCGAAUGACGAACGUCGGAAAAGCCGAGUCGAGCGCGCCGACGAUCCGCGUCUCGUCCGCAUCGUCCGAGCCGCGCGCGACGAUUUGAGCGAUCAUCCGCGCGAGCGAAUCCGAUCUCUUGGAGAAGGCGUCCUAUCGCCGGUGGAUCUCUAGUAGCCCUGCCAAGGAACGACGCGCGGGCGGUUUUCGACGACAGUAUCAAGUCUUCCUCACGGUACUCCGUCGUGGGAAAGGUAACGCGUCGAACGUUGACGCGCAGAUGAUAACUGUGUACCGUACAGUUGUCCUGCGUCAAGUCUCACGAAAAUGGCCUCAUCGGAAAUUGACGACUUCUUGGCGGGGCCAUUGGUCACCUGGUUUGCUAGCUGUUUGGAAGAUCCUAAUGUAUUGGCGAACUAUGAGGAUUUAGUGGAUGGUACCUUAUUACAUAGCGUCUUCCUACAGAUUAAUCCAGAACCACUGCAUGAUGAAGUAGUGUCAUCCAAUAACAAUCCUGUAAUUCGUACGAAAAAUUUGAGAACCGUGAUACAGAACAUAAAGCAGUUUUACGAAGAGGAAUUGGAUCAUGUGAUUCUGAAAUUACCUGAUAUUGUUAGUUUGGGAAAGGAGCCAGAGUUGUACAUAGCAGAUAUGAAGUUAUUGCUAUUAUUGCUCCUAGGAUGUGCUGUCCAGUGUCCAAAUAAGGAAAAAUUUAUUACUAACAUAAAAGCCCUACACGUUGACAUGCAGCUUGCAAUAGUUGAAUGUAUUAAACAGGUUACGGAUCACCAAGAUAUAGUCAUUACGCAGGAUGCUAUGGAAAAUGCAAAUAUGGGUUAUUUAUUUGUCCAAAUAAAAAAAUGGAUUCAAGAAUUGGAUUUAUAUCGGCAGAAAUGGAAGGACACAGUGCUAGACGAUAGCGUUGAACGAAAUGACUCAUCUAGCAGUGCGGAAUCUGAAGACAUAAUUAAGGUGCAACCUCAUCCUGUCACUAAAACAGAAAGAGGAGAUAAUCAUCAUUAUGCGGUUGAAUUGGCCGACUGGAAAUCUAAAGUUCGGAAACAGCGUCAAGAAUUGGAGGAAAAAACUGAAGCUCUACUUGAAUGUAAGGAAGAACUGGAGCAUAAUAAAACGUUGCUUAUAAAACUAAGACAAGAGAACCAAGAGUUAAUGCACGAAGCUCGUACUGCUAAAUCAUACAGGGAUGAAUUGGAUGCUGUGAUUGAAAGAGCGGACAGAGCGGAUCGUUUAGAAAUAGAAGUAACGCGAUAUAGAGAAAAACUUACGGACAUUGAAUUUUAUAAAACUCGAAUAGAAGAGCUGCGUGAAGAUAAUAGAGUUUUAAUGGAGACUAGAGAAAUGCUUGAAGAACAAUUAAGUUCAUCAAGAAACAGAGCGGACAAAGUAUUGGAACUAGAGUCUGAAAUUAUUAAGUAUAAGCAAUUACUUAACGAUAUGGCAUUGGAACGUGCAGCUGAUAAAGAAAAAUAUCAAGAGCUUGUUGAAGAAAACACGCAACUACAUCAAUUAACAAAAGCUGCUAAUGAGGCUGCAUUAGCUGGAUCUAGUGACUCUGAAGAACCAGUGCAUAAUGAUAAUAGACUAUCCGAACAAUUAACGAGCAAUGCUCAGGCGCGGGCAUUAAAAUUAGAACUGGAAAAUCGUCGUUUAAAUACCUUAAUUGAUUCGCUAAAAGAAAGUUCAUUCCAUGAAAAUUCCUCUCGCGUUUUGGAAUUGGAAAAAGAGAAAAAGAAACUUUCGUUAAAGAUUGAAUCAUUAAACGAUAACAAAGACAGACUUGUACAACAAAACACUGACCUGGAAUUAGUCUGCAAACAAGCAUUAGAAGAAAAUAAGAAACUUCAAACAAGUCUCAAAAAUCAACGAACUUCUUUCGAGAAGCAACAACAAGAAAUCCAAACUCAUCAUGUAAAAAUGAUGGAAUUGGAAAAAAAUUAUGAUAUCGCAGUGAAAGAGAAGCAACGUGUUCAGCUAUUACUGGAGAGUGUGCAACGACGCGCUGAUGAUUUGGAACGCACGCUGGAAACGACAAAUCAAAAAGUUGAUGAACUGAAGCUAAUUGAAAAUAAUAUUAAUGAUAUUAACUCCAAGUGCGUCGAUCUUGAAACAAGAUUAACGGUAACGGAGAAAGAGAAAGAUAGUGCACAACGCGAUAUUCACAAAUGUAGAGAAACAAUUGAGGAAAAAGAUGUAGCCUUGGAUAAAGCAACAAAUACAAUUGAAGUCUUGGAAAGGAAAGUAGGGCAACUUGAACAGGAGUUGCAAAAUUGCGUUACACAGAUAUCGAGGUUGCAAGAAAUUGAGCGGUCUAGUAAAGAACUUGAUUCACGAGCUGCGAUCGAUAGAGAAACUCUAGAGAUACUGCAAUCUAAUCUCGUCGCAGAAAAACUAAGCAAUCAACAAUUGUACACAGUUUUGGAAAAACUUGGCCUUAGCGAUAAUAUAUUGCUGUCCCAGCCUUUGGAGACUAUAUUGGAAAGAAUUGCUCAAAUACCAGAAGUUAUAAAUCAUAUUAAAAAAUCUUUCGUAUCGGAAAACAAUGAAGAAAAAACGUCGAAAACUGUAACUUGCACCGAUAAAGAGAGCAAUGUUAAUAAGACUUUAGAGACCGUGAUAGAACCUUUAAAGAGAGAGCUAGAACACUUACAAAUGAAGGCAUCAAUGUCCGAAACGGCAAUGGAGCAUUUAUUGUCUGAGAACGCAAAACUUCAGGUUCACAUAACAACAUUACAAUCACAAAGCAAUUCGUUAACUGCACAACAUACCGCAUUGCAAUUAGCCAAUUCGCAACUUGUCGCGGAGAAAGAAGAGCUCUUGAAAGAACGUAGCACACAGCAGAACGUUUAUUCCGCGCUACUUCAUGAUCAGAACACGUUACAAUCAUUGCACGAGCAACUAAACAACGAAUACGAGAAUCUACGUCGCGAACGGGAUGUUCUUAAAUCGAACUUAAGAGACGUGAAGAAUGAAAAUAGAACGUUGCGUGAGACUUGUGAGAGAUUAGAAACGAGAAAUGAAACACUGCAAUCUGAACGAGAAGCUUUGAUUAAUAACACAAAAAGUUUGAAUAAUUUGCGUGGAGAACAUUCAAAGUUGAAGGAUGACUUCAGAAAUCUAUAUACUGCAAGCGAAAGAUUGAAAGCAGAGUAUAGAAACUUACAAGAUGAUUAUAGAAAGAAUAAAAUCGAGAUGAAUCGUCUGAGCUUAAAGCAGACUGAAAUGCAGGGCGAACUUAGUGUCAAAGAUGAACAAUGUUCAGAUCUAAAAUUGGAAGUCAACAGUCUUCAUGAACGAUGUGAUAGGCUGCUAGAAAUGAAUUCUGGAUUGGAUAAUGACAGACGUUCCUUAAUGGAGCAUAUAAGCUUAUUGUUUACGCAAUACCACGAACUUUUAACACAUUCGCUUCAAGAUAAAGAGCAUUAUCACAUGGAAGAAAAACUGUUUGCGGAUAAAGUUAAUCAUUUGUACAGACAGAAGGAAAAGCUGGAAGACAAGAUUAUGGAGCACUACAGGAAAUUGAAUAGCUGCACUACCAAAAAAAAAGGUUUUGGAGCCAGUUUAGUACGCAGAGUCAGAAAAGCCGGAUCGGAGCUUCUCAAUAAAAACCGACGUUCAUGGGCUGAAGACUCCAAGCAGUCGGACAGUAAAACAUAUGAGUCAGACACAGGUGGGAACGAUUCAGACGCGAGCACCGACGAUUAUCGUUUACCCGGACCGAGCAGAGUGUUUGGAUCAGAUGCGCUUGGACAUGCUGGAACCAGAAGAACGGUGUAUUAUACUGACGAUUCUCCACCAUCGUCUGCUUCGUUACCUGCGGACAGGCUAUUAAGUGAAUCCUUCCAGGAACAAAGAGACAACGUACACGCCGCACAGAUGGAGACGAAUUUAAAACCGGAAACGCAAGCCGAGUCACGUCCUUUCUUGAUCUACAAUAAAGUAUCAGCAGUCAUAAACGAAUCCAAAAACAUUGGCAGUAGUCCGAUGAAGGAUACGGUGCAAGAUGAGGCGCUCACAGAACCACCCACUGAGAAAGAGCCAAAGACUGGCAGUCCGAUAUGGUACGAAUAUGGUUGUGUAUAAAGCUUCCAUGUCUUUGAUGCUUUUAUUAGUAUGUUCGAAGUAAAAAGAGGCAGAAAAAAAGAAAAA
Molecule: messenger RNA, 4575 nt
Organism: Monomorium pharaonis (pharaoh ant)
Lineage: Eukaryota; Metazoa; Arthropoda; Insecta; Hymenoptera; Formicidae
Gene: Girdin
Product: protein Daple
Exons: 23
Coding region: 736-4509 (1257 amino acids)
Biological process (GO): cytoskeleton-dependent intracellular transport; cytoplasmic microtubule organization
Cellular component (GO): cytoplasm; centrosome
Molecular function (GO): microtubule binding; dynein light intermediate chain binding
Source: RefSeq, a predicted model, not a curated record